CCAAAUAUUUUGGGGAAGAAGGGUAUUUGGAUUAAAAUUCCUAUUGAACUUGCAAAUCUUGUUGAAGCUGCUGUUAAGGAGGGCUUUUGGUACCACCAUGCUGAGCCGAAAUACUUAAUGCUGGUUCAUUGGAUACCUGAAACUCGUAAUACUCUUCCUGCAAAUGUUACGCACCAAGUAGGUAUUGGUGCUUUCGUGAUGAAUGACAAAAGAGAGGUGUUGGUAGUCCAAGAAAAGAUUGGCAAGUUACAUGGCAUAGGUCUAUGGAAGUUCCCAAGUGGAGUGAUUAAUGAAGGUGAGGAUAUUUUUGCGGGUGCAGUAAGGGAAGUCAAAGAAGAGACUGGAAUUGACACAGAAUUUGUGGAAGUGUUAGCAUUCAGCGAAAGCCAAAAAUCAUUUUUUGAGAAGUCAGAUUUAUUCUUCUUUUGUAUGUUGCGUCCCCGCUCCUUUGAAAUUCAGAUGCAAGAGUUGGAAAUUGAAGCAGCCCAGUGGAUGCCAAUUGAGGAAUAUGCCGCCCAACCUUUCAUCCAAGAACCUGGACUUCUCAAGUAUGGAGUUAACAUCUGCUUCGCAAAGAUAGUUAAAGGGUAUGGUGGAUUUUCUGGGGUGCCCACAAGAUCAAUCUUUUCUAAUAAACCAAGCUACUUGUACUUGAACGGCAGUUAUCUGAACCAGUCUCUGCAUUCUGGAAAAGAUUCCUAAAACAUAUUGUACAAUGUCAAAUUCUUUUUUCAUUCUUUCAUUGAUUUAUUAUUUGAUUUCUUGUGUAAAUUGGUCUUUGCCCCUAGUGGAAAAUGAGCUAUUCUUUCAUUUCU
Messenger RNA from Telopea speciosissima, 815 nucleotides. RefSeq names its product nudix hydrolase 2-like. Lineage: Eukaryota; Viridiplantae; Streptophyta; Magnoliopsida; Proteales; Proteaceae. The record is from RefSeq and is a predicted model, not a curated record. Gene Ontology annotation, molecular function: NAD binding; NADH pyrophosphatase activity; ADP-ribose diphosphatase activity. Bases 118 to 702 code for a protein of 194 amino acids. The transcript has 9 exons.